Messenger RNA from Closterium sp. NIES-65, 411 nucleotides. Lineage: Eukaryota; Viridiplantae; Streptophyta; Zygnematophyceae; Desmidiales; Closteriaceae. The record is from the annotation of a GenBank genome assembly.
AUGUCUCCCGGCAGGUCUCCGAAUACUAUCGCUUUCGGAUGGGUGCUGCUCGCCGUCUUACUCUCGAGCGCGGCAUUGGCUGAGGCAAAGACCAUCAUAGUGGGCUAUGGUAUUUUUACUCCCUGGCGGUAUGGAAUUUCUGGAUGGAAGCCAUUUAGGACAGUCCAACCGGGCGACCAGCUUUUGUUCAAGUGGUUGGGGGAGCACGACGUGUGGCAAUUCCCUGCAAAGAUUGCGUAUGACAAUUGCGAUUUCACCUUAGCGACUCAGCUAUACCCCAAGACUGGCAUUUUUGGGGCCCACUAUUUCUACCCUGUGAAGAAUAUUCAGAAGGGAACCACCCUUUAUUUUGGGUGUGCAGUGGGGAAUCACUGCGCCCGUAAGAUGAAGGCCAAGGUUGUUGUUUCCUGA